GAGGAACUCAAGACUUCACUGAAGCCCUUACAGGAGAAAUUGAAGGUCUUUGGAGAAGUUAAACUAACCUGUCAUAAAACAGCCAACCACAUCAAAAGCCAGGCCCAGCACACAGAGAGGCUGAUUAAGAUGAGGUUUGAGAAGCUUCAUCAGUUUCUAUAUGAGGAAGAGAGAGCCAGGAUAGCUGAACUGAAGGAGGAAGAGAAGCAGAAGAGUCAGAUGAUGAAGAAGAAGAUUGAGAAGAUGAGCAGAGAGAUAUCAUCACUUUCAGACACAAUCAGAACCAUAGAAGAAGAGCUGGGAGCUGAGGACAUCUCAUUCCUGCAGAACUACAAGGAUACAGUGAAAAGAGCCCAGUGUACACUGCCAGAUCCAGAGAGGGUUUCAGGAGCGCUGAUCGAUGUGGCAAAGCACCUGGGAAACCUGCAGUUCAGAGUCUGGGAGAAGAUGCAGGGAGUAGUUCAGUACACUCCAGUGACUCUGGACCCAACACUUCCCACCCACAUCUCAUCCUGUCUGAUGAUCUGACCAGUGUGAGAUACAGUGAUGAGAAACAGCAGCUUCCUGACAACCCAGAGAGGUUUGAUGAGGAAGAAACUGUCCUGGGUUUUG
Molecule: messenger RNA, 612 nt
Organism: Oncorhynchus masou masou (cherry salmon)
Lineage: Eukaryota; Metazoa; Chordata; Actinopteri; Salmoniformes; Salmonidae
Product: E3 ubiquitin-protein ligase TRIM35-like
Exons: 5
Biological process (GO): protein ubiquitination
Cellular component (GO): cytoplasm
Molecular function (GO): ubiquitin protein ligase activity
Source: RefSeq, a predicted model, not a curated record